GGGAGCUGAGUAUAAGGAAGUGUAAUAGAACUGUACUGUCCACAUAUUUAAAUAACCUGUCCAACUUAAAAGAGACUCACUUGGUAUUUACUUGCCAAGCUGGGUGAUCAAGCAGUUUUUAUAAUAACUUCAGCCAUUGAUGAUCGAAAACUGUGAACAUGCAUUUAUUUGCUUUUCUUCUGCUGAGCUCGGCUUUGGCUUUUUGUCUUGCAUCACCUAUGCCCCCACCAGAUAUUGUUGGGGAAUGGAAGGACAUUCCAGAUAUAAACAAAGGUUUAAAUCUCAGAGAAGGAGACAUCAUGAUGCCUAGGCAAAAGAACGCCAUUCUUGGGAACCGGUGGAAUAUUUCAGUCCCUUAUGAGCUGAGUGUGAAUCUCAGUGUGAACUAUAAAGGAAUCAUUUUGAGAGCCUUUGAGCAGUUCAGACUGAAAUCAUGUAUUGACUUUAAGCCCAGAGCAGCAGAAGACAUUUCUUACAUCUCUGUGGAGAGUCGUGAAGGGUGUUGGUCAUAUGUCGGUCGUGUAUUUACUGGAGCUCAGGCUCUUUCCAUUGGAAAUGGCUGUGGAACAAUAGCCAUUAUUGAGCAUGAGUUUCUCCAUGCACUGGGAUUUUGGCAUGAGCAGUCAAGAUAUGACAGAGAUGAUUAUGUGACCAUCAACUUUGAAAACAUCAUUACAGGUUAUAAGGACAAUUUCAAUAAGUACAGUGAGAACCAGACCACCACCCAAGGCACUCCAUAUGACUACUACUCUGUGAUGCAUUAUGAUAAAAAUGCCUUCAGCAACGGUAAUGGAUCCACAAUCAUUACCAAGCGUCCUGAGUUUCAAGAUGUGAUUGGUCAACGCCUGGAUUUGAGUGAAUAUGAUGUGAUUGAACUCAACAAACUCUAUAAAUGCAAUUCGUCCAUCUCUUUCCUUGAUCACUGUAGUUUUGAUGAUGAAUCUCUGUGUCAGAUGAGCGUCUGUUCUGCUGCUGAUUAUGGCUGGCAGAGAGUGAAGUCAGUGAGUGGCAUCAAUGUGAAUGACCACACAUACUUGGGCAAAGAACAAAAUGGGACGUCUUUCUUCAUGCACUUCAGCACUGAGGGCAGAAAUGAGGGAGAUGCAGCUAGAAUGGAAAGCAAGACAAUGACCCCUAAAAGAGACUGCAAGGUCCAGUGCCUGCAGUUCUACUACUAUCACAGUGGUAAUGAGUCUGACCAGCUCAACAUCUGGAUCCGAGAAUAUCAGAAUGAAGCAGACAGCAGAGGAACUCUCAGACUUAUGGAUCAGAUCACAGAACCCCCUGGCAAUUACUGGAAGCUGCAUCAUGUGUCACUGAAUGCAAAUAAAACCUUCCAAGUUGUAUUUGAAGCCCGUAAAGGAGCUGGAAACUCCAGUGGAGGAUUUUCACUGGAUGAUAUCAAUAUUUCUGAGACUGAGUGUCCCCACACAUGGCAGAUCAGAGACUUUGAGAAGGUUUUGAAAAACAGUGUGUCUGGCACUUGGAUGUUCAGUCCAUUGUUUUACUCCAGUGAUGGUUAUCGCUUUCAGGCUGUCUUAAUAUUGUAUCAGAAUUACCUUUCAAUAUAUGUUCGUCUGGUAUCUGGUGUAUAUGAUGACCAGCUGCAGUGGCCUUGUCCAUGGAGACAAAUAACCUUCCAGAUGCUUGACCAGAAUCCACACAUACAGAAGCGCAUGUCCUCUGAGAAAAGCUUCACAACUGACCCUUCUUUGAUUUAUUCCAAUGUCAGUGUUUGGGAUAAUCCUCGAAAAACUGGAACUCAAGUCGUCAUUGGCAAUGAGACCAUAUAUUUGGGUAUUUUUUGGGGCUAUGAAUAUGCCAUAAUGAAAGAGGAUCUCACUAAAAGAGAGUUUAUCAAGGGUGGUGACAUCAUAUUUCUCUUCACCAUGCAAGAUAUCUCAGGGUUUCUUCAGAAGGACUCUCUACCUUGCCCUAUAGCAACAGUGAAGAACUUCAACGUUACUCCUGAUGUGAGUGCCCAGCAAGGAUCAUGUGCUCCAAGAGCUCUUCCUGUACCUCAGAUGACCUCAACAACUACUGCUGCUACAAGAAUUACAACCACACCAGGACUUACGGAGGGUGAAUGCGUGGACAUAUUUUGCAAUUCCAGUGCCAAGACUGCUUCCUCUCUGGUCAUCCUGGUGGCUUGUUUUCUUUUGCUAGUGAGUUAAUCAUGAGAAACCACUAUUAUCAGCCCUAUGUCUGACUUCGCGAGUUCAGUGCCAAAGAACUGCAUCUAUCUUCAGCUUUUUGUUACAUGCAUAUGAUAAUUAAAUAUGUAUUGAUAAUAUUAAUUAAUGUUAAAGCUAGCAUUAAUCAUGAUGAUUUACACAUAUUCUCUGUAAAGAAUAAGGUACAUAUUUGUCAUGAUAAAUCACUGCAUGAAUGCUAUUGGUUUAAUUAUUUUUUUUUUUUAAUUAUUCAAGUGGGUUUUAAUGUGAAUGUAAGAGGGGAAAAUGAUCAUAAAAAGAGCCUAUGCUCUCAGAUUUGGCCUGCAAAUGCAAGAUUUUGGUGGCAUCUAGUGGCACAUGAUGGAGCUUCCGCUGUGAACAAAAGGACAUGUACAAUUAUUUGAAAUGCCUAAAAGGAGUGCGGAAAGUCUUCUGAUAAACAGCAUAAUAAUAAACAUUGAGAAGCUCAAAAGCUUUACACUAACUGUGUCUUAAGUUUUCUGUCAAGAUGUGAUUAGUUUAAUGCCACAAGUCACAAUUGUGACACAGUUCACUCAACUUUUUCACUCCUUUGUGACACUAAAUAUUGUACUAGUGGAUACACAAUUUGAUAUGAGAAUGCAAUAUUUUUAACACCUCUCAGGAACAUACUACAUACAAUAUAGACUGAUCUGUUGAUGACUGACUGACGAGUUGAUGGCUUUUUACCAGUGGGAUUAAUGUCUACACACUGUAUAUUUCAUAUGUAUGCAAAUGUUCAACAGCAUUCCUGAGCAUCAUUUACCAGCUGCCAAACCCAAACCGCUGGAUGGGUAUGGAGUGGGAAUCUCAACUUGAGUUACCAUAUUGUUAUAGUUGUGGUUUGUGGACUCUUAUAUUUUCUUAAAGUUUCAGCAAUUCUUAAGGUAUUUGAUAUAUUUAACGUUCUUGGUGUGAAUGUGCCUUUAGAAUGCUUUUCAAACAAAUAAAUACAACCAUGGAAUUUC
Molecule: messenger RNA, 3160 nt
Organism: Onychostoma macrolepis
Lineage: Eukaryota; Metazoa; Chordata; Actinopteri; Cypriniformes; Cyprinidae
Product: meprin A subunit beta-like
Exons: 16
Coding region: 159-2174 (671 amino acids)
Biological process (GO): proteolysis
Cellular component (GO): membrane
Molecular function (GO): protein binding; zinc ion binding; metalloendopeptidase activity
Source: RefSeq, a predicted model, not a curated record